Molecule: messenger RNA, 1038 nt
Organism: Prunus armeniaca (apricot)
Lineage: Eukaryota; Viridiplantae; Streptophyta; Magnoliopsida; Rosales; Rosaceae
Source: the annotation of a GenBank genome assembly
AUGAUGUCAAUUUCGGAGAAAUCACUGCCCUGCUCGCCUUCUUCUUCCUCCUCGUCAUUGUCAUCGAUGUCGGUCCAAGAGUUUGAUCCAUUGUUAAAAGAUUUGAACGAGAAAAAGCAGAGCUUUCGGCGGAACGUGGUGUCUUUAGCAUCGGAGUUGAAGGAGGCUCGGAACCGCUUAGCUUCUCAAGAGCAAUCAUUUGAAGCACAGAUGAAGGCUAAAAACUUGGAAGAGGAGAUUGGUAGAUUGCAGAAGAGAUUGGAACAUAGAAAUGAGAAGCUUGAGGCUUCAGCAUCUACUGCUGAGAAGUACCUCACGGAAUUGGAUGGUCUGAGAUCACAGCUUGCAACCACUCGGGCAACUGCAGAUGCUAGUGCUGCAUCAGCUCAGUCGGCACACCUACAGUGUUCAGCACUUUUGAAGGAAUUAGAUGAAAAGAAUUGCUCAUUGAAAGAGCAAGAUGAUCGUGUAAUUAGGCUAGGCGAGCAAUUAGAUAAUCUGCAGAAGGACCUUCAGGCACGAGAGUUUUCCCAGAAGCAACUGAAAGAUGAAGUUUUGAGAAUUGAGCAUGACAUUAUGCAAGCUGUUGCAAAAGCAGGGGUGAACAAGGACUGUGAGCUGAGGAAAAUAUUAGAUGAGGUUUCGCCAAAGAAUAUUGAGAAGAUUAAUAAGCUUUUAGUUGCAAAAGAUGAAGAAAUAGCAAAGUUGAGAGAUGAAAUCAGGGUAAUGUCUGCUCAUUGGAAGCUCAAAACUAAGGAGUUUGAAUCACAGUUGGAGAAACAACGGCGAGCAGAUCAGGAACUGAAAAAGAGGGUAUUGAAAUUAGAGUUUUGUCUCCAGGAAGCUCGUUCUCAAACACGAAAGCUUCAAAGGAUGGGUGAGCGAAGAGACAAAGCUUUGAAAGAGCUCAGAGAUCAGUUACAGCGGAGUGGUGGUGGAGCUUCAGCUGCUGAAAGCCAAAAUUUCUGGGAAAGCUCUGGUUUCAAAAUCGUGGUGUCCAUGUCCAUGUUGAUCUUGGUGGUGUUCUCAAAGCGAUGA